GCACAGAGACGACAGAAGAAUCUCUGGCUGUCUGCUCCAGAAAUGUACAGAUUCACAAGAGCCAGCGUUUUAUCAGCAGUGAUGAAGAAGACCCUCCUCUUCGUCACGAUCUGCCUGAUUAAAGGUCACAUGGGUGAUGCCGCUGAUGCCAUGACCGGCAUCACAGGAGGAAGUGUCAUCAUCAAGUGUGUGCACGAACCUGAAACUGCUAAAGAAAGUGCUAAAAGCUUUUGCAAAGUGUCAGGCAUCGAAUGUACAACUUUGACAGAGGAACAGCACGAUUUGUGGAUCCCAGAGGAGAGGUUCUCUCUGACUUAUAACAGAUCUCUGGGUUUGAUUAGUGUGCUCAUUAGAAACCUGAGAGAGAACGACAGCGGGGUGUACAGAUGUGUGGCUGAUGGCCAACCGUUUCACGAGGUGAAGUUAGAUGUGGAACAAGAGUCGUGUUGUGGGACAUCUGAGGAACAGACGGCUCAUUUAAGAGAAACCGCUGUCAUCCGCUGCAAAUAUCCAGAGAAAUAUAAAUCUUAUGUGAAGGAAUUGUACAAAGUCCAGAAUGGAUCUCUCCUGCCUUACUUUUUCACACGAGAAAGCAAUCCCAGAUUUUCUCUGGAUGAUAGGAAACUGGAGAACGUCUUUACUGUGACUAUCGCUAGCGUGAACGGACGUGAUGAUGGAGUGUAUUUCUGUGGAGCAAUCGAUCCUGAAAACAUCAGACACAGUCUGCUCUUCACAGAGAUUCAGCUUCAUGUUUCAGAUCUCCGCGUCAUCAUUAUAGUGUGUGUGUGUCUGAUUCUGUUGUUAGCCGGAGGACUGAGCUUGUUUUGGCUCAAGCGGAGAUGCAAAAAGACAAAAGCCACAGGCUCAGAUCCGAGGAGCACAGAAGACGGUGAAGAGUCUCUUUCAGGACGUCUCAUCUGCUUAUUAUGCAACAAUCCCAGACUCUGGAAACACAUCUGUUCAGAAGCCCAUUGGAUUAAACACACUUUAUGUCACGACACGUUUACCCCUCUCACAGUGAUUUCCACACACUGGCUGAACAAUCCCAAAUAUGACAUGUCUGUGAUUCAGUAUGUUUGUUUAUUAAUAGAAAUAAAGAUUUGUGCCAUUUAUUUGCCAUUUCAGGCACUUCUUGUCCUUUUUUUUGUUUCAGUAAUCAAUAGAGUGCCUGUCAUAUAAAUGACAUUAAAAAAAUCUAUACAGUAAAACAUAAAUAAAGAGGAUUAAUGAAGGUUAAGUUUAAUGGCCAUUACAUUUGCAUGUUGUCGUUUAGCAGACACUGUUAUCCAACGCAACAUACAAAAAAAUAAAGACCAUAGCAGUAAGAUUAGACUUUUCAAAACCUCAAGCACAUUUCUGACACAGCGCAUAGAAUAUAGCAUGAACAAACAAAAAGAACAAUAUUGGG
Messenger RNA from Puntigrus tetrazona (Sumatra barb), 1408 nucleotides. RefSeq names its product polymeric immunoglobulin receptor (gene nilt55). Bases 43 to 1179 code for a protein of 378 amino acids. The transcript has 6 exons. Lineage: Eukaryota; Metazoa; Chordata; Actinopteri; Cypriniformes; Cyprinidae. The record is from RefSeq and is a predicted model, not a curated record.